This is a messenger RNA of Postia placenta MAD-698-R-SB12, 750 nucleotides long. RefSeq lists its product as hypothetical. The record is from RefSeq and is a predicted model, not a curated record. Lineage: Eukaryota; Fungi; Basidiomycota; Agaricomycetes; Polyporales; Adustoporiaceae. The coding region runs from base 1 to 750 and encodes 249 amino acids. The transcript is spliced from 3 exons.
AUGUCUCAACCCAUAAUCACCUUGUACGACAUUCCCUCCACCGUACCCCAACCAUGGGCUCCAAGUAUAUGGCGUAUACGCUUCAUCCUCAAUUACAAACGACUCCAUUACCGCACCGUCUGGAUCGACUUCUCAGACGUGGAGGCGACCUUACGCAGCAUCAACGCACCUCCAACAUCCUACAAAAGCGAUGGUCGACCCGUGUACUCGCUGCCGGUAAUCAUCGACCCUAUCCGCACGUCGCCCGUUGUCCUGUCAAAUGCCAAUAUCAUUGCCGAUUACCUCGAGCUCACGUACCCAGCGCGGCCGGUCUUUCCCGAUGGUUCACGCGCACUGCAGUCGCUCUUCGUCCAUUACAUCCAGGAGACAUUCGCGAGGCCUCUGCUUCCUAUCCUCGUGCCUCUGACCCACCAGGCCCUGCCAGAGCGUAGCCAGGCCCAUUUCCGCGGCGCUGGCGCCGGCCCCUCGUCCGUGCAGAUGACGGGGCAGCAGAGGGAACAGGCCUGGCGGGCGGUCAAGGAGCAAUUUGACUUCCUCGCGAGUAUCCUGGACAAGAACACGGGCAGCGAUGGUAACGGUGUCGUCGCCAUGGGCCACGACGUUAGCUAUGCAGAUUUCGCACUGUGUUCCGUACUGAUUUGGAUUGAACGCGUUUCGCCGCACGACGGUUGGGCUCGGGUGAGACAGUGGAACAACCAGCGAUGGGUCAGGCUUUGGGAAAAAUGCAGGGACUAUAUGGACGCUUUAUGA